Molecule: messenger RNA, 1803 nt
Organism: Tuber aestivum (summer truffle)
Lineage: Eukaryota; Fungi; Ascomycota; Pezizomycetes; Pezizales; Tuberaceae
Source: the annotation of a GenBank genome assembly
AUGGCGGAACUCUAUCAUGAAUUGUGGGGAGUGCAAGAAUCAAUUAUCCAUACAACCACAGUCACGGUACCACAACUCCUGUAUAGCCUGCGUCCUGGCUAUGGAGUCGGUCCCCUUCAAGCCACCGAUCACCAAUUGACUUCUCCGCCAUUUGGUACACCAGACGAAGAGUUAUUCCAGGAACUGAAAACCCGUGCAAAGCUUCCUUGUCGGAAAAACAGGCUCCUCGUGCGUCCCGAGUUCUAUAUCGUCAGGUAUCACCUGGAACACGCUGCAUCCCAAAAGUGGCGUACUACCGAUCCUGAAAUACAGGCACCUGCCUGGAAUGCAAUUCUUGAUUACAAGGUCUCUGGUCAGCCCGGCUCUGGUAUAUACUCUUCGCUUAUUAGUUUUCUAUGAAACCUGCUGACUUUUCUACAGGAAAAACCUUUUUUCUAUCCUACCUGCUAACCCAGAGGCUACAGCUACGUCAGCCUACAGUGUAUCGUUAUGCAGAUGACAACUGUCGCCUUUUCGAUCAAGACUCGGCCGGCCAGUUAAUUACCGCACAUGACCUAUUUCGUCUCCCCGCGGAAAAGAAGCGUCAUCUUUGGAUUCUUACAGAUGAGCCGCUUAUGAACCCCGCUUGGGAGGAUAAGAGCCAUAGUUGGUUUGUUGUGUUAGGAGCCUCGCCGGCCUUGGUGAAAAGUUCAAGACAAUGGGAGAAAGACCGCAAUGUGGGCGUUUAUUUUCUCAGCAGCUGGAGAUGGAGUGAAAUGGUAGCUGCAUUAAGGUACUUAUACUUCAGAUGUCUGUAAUACAGUAUUCUCUAACAAACUAUAUGGUAAUAGGUUAGGACUCGGAACACGUCCCACCCAAGAUCAACUCGAGAAACUGUACACAAGCUUCGUGUUUCUGGGUCCCGUAGCUCGUACCUGUUUGGAAACGAUUUCUCCCAUUAGUGAUGAGGCAUACACAUGUGGCCUUACAGCAUACCUAAGUGCUGUGAAUGCGCAAAUCUCAACCUUCGUUACCCAAAAGGGGUUUCUUAGUGUAGAGAAUCUUGUGACUCAGUUUUCAUCUCACAAGAUUGCUAUUAUGCACCCGACCGAUGGUGGCCUCUCAUAUAACUCGCUUAUCAUCACAAGAUGGAUUGGUCAUAAAAUCUUCGAGCGGGCACAUGAGCAAUCUGCACAAGCAUGUUUUAUGCUAUACAAGCAUCUCACACAACAAGCCCCGCUGCUCAGUGCUGCCAGCUGGUUCUUCGAGGGCUAUGUGCAUGAUUUACUGAAACGAGGCGGGCAGUUCAUAGCAGAUGAAAUCUCACUCCUACCUGGUAAGGCCCAAAGGCUAGAAUUUUGGAUCGAUGGCUUGAAAUCUACCCCACUCAACUACUUCACAACAGCAAGUAACUUGGCUCAACUGAUCCGAGUUGAGGGAGGCCAUGGAAUUCAAGAAGACAUAAUUGGCAAAUAUUAUGUCCCUUACAGCCGUACUAUCGAGUCCCUUGAUGGGUUAGUCUGCAGUGACUCAAAGACCCUGAUCCUGUUUAAAAUUCAGCUCGGCACAGACCAUCACAUUACCGCACAUUCGAUAAGUGUCCUCCUCGAUGCACUUCCAUUAACGCUUAAACAUGUCCAGAUUGUUGCAAUAGUCCCACAAUACGGCGUUGGACUGGGUACGGGUCCACAGUCAUACCCUCCCCCAUCUUCCCUGCGGCCUAGGGCUCCUAAGUUUGACAUGAAGCAAUUCUGUUUGGUUAUCCAAGAUGAGGGUACCGAACCCCUAGGUGUUGGUGAAGGUUCUCGGUUGUAUAGUGGGUAG